AAUGACAUGUCAAAUGUCACAAUAAAUUUGUACGAACAAAUGUAAAUAGCUUUAAAACUUCUAAAUUAAAUUAUUUAUUAAAAUGUGGGGUGAUACUUUACUGAUAGUGUUCAUUUCCAUUUGCACAGCUCUAUUGGGAGAAGGUCUGACAUGGCUCAUGGUAUACAGAACAGAAAAAUACCAAAAACUGAAAACUGAAGUAGAAAAACAAAGUAAACGAUUGGAACGAAGGAAGGAAGCUCACGGCGACUCUUUAGAUAAGCAACAUAAGAAAAAAAUUGAACGUGAUGAAGAAAGGCUAAAAAAUAAUAACCGUGACUUAUCUCUUGUGAAAAUGAAAUCAAUGUUUGCAAUUGGAUUUGCAUUCACAGCGCUGUUAAGCAUGUUCAAUAGCAUAUUUGAUGGGAGAGUUGUGGCCCAUUUGCCAUUUGUUCCUAUAUCAUGGAUUCAAGGGCUCAGUCAUAGAAAUUUACCUGGUGAUGAUUAUACCGAGUGCUCUUUCAUAUUCCUCUAUAUUCUUUGCACAAUGUCUAUAAGACAGAAUAUUCAAAAAAUGUUAGGAUUUGCUCCUUCCAGAGCUGCAAGUAAACAAAGUGGAGGCUUGUUCGGUACUACUCCCGGCCAAUUUAAAUAAACUAGACAAUACUAAUUGUUA
Ctenocephalides felis (cat flea) is the source of this 655-nucleotide messenger RNA. RefSeq names its product calcium load-activated calcium channel-like. Gene Ontology annotation, biological process: endoplasmic reticulum calcium ion homeostasis. Lineage: Eukaryota; Metazoa; Arthropoda; Insecta; Siphonaptera; Pulicidae. The transcript has 4 exons. The record is from RefSeq and is a predicted model, not a curated record. Gene Ontology annotation, cellular component: endoplasmic reticulum membrane; cytoplasm; endoplasmic reticulum. Gene Ontology annotation, molecular function: calcium channel activity. The coding region runs from base 83 to 634 and encodes 183 amino acids.